ACAUAACCUCAAAACAACAACCACAUGCGUUCAUAAUAGACUAUAUUCAAAAAAUACCGCUAUUGCUUAAUUUUAGAAAUAAAUCGAUCAUGAAAAGAAAAGUAAAUCCACCCAAACCUCCAGAAAUUAAAGAAAGCGACAAUGAUUUACUCAACGAAAUGAAUGAAUUGGAUAGUAAUGAUUCUGAAAGUUAUGAAGAAGAUGAAGAAGAUUUUGAAACCGAUGAGGAGGCAACAUCCGCAGAAGAAUCAGAUGAUUUCAAUGAAGAAGAAGAGAGUGAUUAUGAUGAAAAUGAUGGCAGUGAGGAUGAAGAUGAUGGAGAUAACGAAAAUGAUGAGGAAAUCAAAGAAAAUCAAGAAUCAACAAAAGAAUUCACUGAAAAUAAAUUAAAACCGACAAAAAUUAAAUCAAAAAAAAAUGAAUACGAAGAUUAUGAUACUUCCGAUGAAGAAGAUAUCCGUAAUACAAUCGGAAAUGUUCCAAAAAAUUGGUACAAUGAUUAUAAACAUUUCGGUUAUGAUUGGGAUGGAAAACAAAUUAUAAAACCGGAAACGGGGGAUAACAUUGAUAAUUUUUUAAAGCGAAUUGAAGAUCCCAAUUUUUGGCGAACAGUCAAAGACCCACAAACGGGUCAAGAUGUUGUUUUAACCGACCAAGAUAUUAAUUUAAUAAAGAGAAUACACGGCGGGAAGAUUCCCGAUGAAAAUUUCGAAGAAUAUGCCCCUUGGAUCGAAUGGUUCACUUCCGAAGUAAUGGAAAUGCCCGUUAGAAAAUUCCCCGAACACAAACGAUCCUUUUUGCCAAGUAAAAAUGAAGCAAGAAAAGUUGCAAAAUUGGUUCACGCAUUAAAAAUGGGAUGGAUUAAAACUAGGGAAGAGGAGGAAAAGUUACGGGCGAAGAAAGAACCACACUUUUAUAUGUUGUGGGGUACUGAUGAUCAACCGGAAGAGAUGCGGCGUAUUCAUAAACAUAUUAAAGCCCCAAAACGGUUACUUCCAGGUCAUGCUGAAAGUUAUAACCCACCUUCAGAGUAUUUGUUUGACGAGAGAGAAUUGAAGAAAUGGAAUAAACAAAAAAGUAAUCCAAUUGAAAGGAAAUUACACUUUUUACCACAAAAAUAUGAAUCUUUACGCAAAGUUCCCGCGUACUCUAGGUAUAUAAAAGAACGUUUCUUACGUUGUUUAGAUUUAUAUUUAUGCCCUCGAGCUAUAAAAAUGAAAUUAACAAUUGAACCGGAAGCUUUAGUACCCAAACUCCCAUCGCCAAGAGAUUUACAACCAUUCCCAACAGUUCUCUCAAUAGAGUACAAAGGUCACAGUGAUAUGGUUCGUUGUAUAACUUUAGAUAAAACUGGACAAUAUUUAGCUUCUGGUUCUGACGAUGAAACAGUAAAAAUUUGGGAAGUAAACACCGGAAGAUGUUUGAAAACGUUUAACACAAAAGGAAUCAUCCGUUCAAUUGAAUGGUGCCCAAAUCAAUCAAUAUCUCUACUUUUAGUGGCCUCAAAUAAUCGGGUUUUAUUGAUAAACCCAAAUGUAGGAGAUUUUUUAAUCUCAUCGAAAACCGACUCUAUUUUAAAAGAAUUUAAUCAAGAAACAACGAUUCAAAGUGAACGAAUCACAACAUCCGUUCAAUGGAUUAAUGAAAUCGAUGAAAGCGAUUACUUAAACGGAUUUAGAAUUAUAUUAAAUCAUUUUAAAGAGAUAACGCAAGUAAGUUGGCAUGGAAAAGGUGAUUAUUUCGCUUCCGUUAUGCCUGAUGGACAAAAUCGUUCUGUUUUAAUCUCGCAAUUAUCGAAAAGACGGUCGCAAUUACCAUUUUCAAAGUCGAAAGGGCUCAUUCAAUCAGUUUUAUUCCACCCCAUUAAACCACUUUUAUUUGUUGCCACACAAAAACAUGUGCGAGUUUAUGAUUUACUUAAACAACAAUUAAUCAAAAAACUGUUAACAAAUUCGAGGUGGGUUUCCACGAUGGAUAUCCACCCAGGUGGUGAUAACCUAUUAGUUGCGACGUACGACAGGAAAAUAUUGUGGUUCGAUUUGGAUUUAAGUACAAAGCCUUAUCAGACAUUACGUUUACAUGGAACUGCUGUCCGAGGAGUUGCUUUCCACAAACGAUAUCCAUUAUUCGCGUCAGGAUCGGACGAUAGGAGUUUAAUCGUAUCACACGGAAUGGUUUAUAACGAUUUAUUGAAGAAUCCUUUAAUUGUUCCGUUAAAGAGGUUUCAAGAUCACGAUCCUUUUAAUGAUUUUGGAAUUUUUUCUGUUAAAUUUCAUCCGUUACAACCAUGGGUUUUCAGUUCUGGGGCUGACGGCACAAUUAAAUUGUAUACUAAUUAAAUAAAUUGAUUUAGAUUAAAUAAUUCUACAAAAUAAAUUUUUUUAAAAUUUAA
Molecule: messenger RNA, 2392 nt
Organism: Onthophagus taurus
Lineage: Eukaryota; Metazoa; Arthropoda; Insecta; Coleoptera; Scarabaeidae
Product: ribosome biogenesis protein BOP1 homolog
Biological process (GO): ribosome biogenesis; maturation of LSU-rRNA from tricistronic rRNA transcript (SSU-rRNA, 5.8S rRNA, LSU-rRNA)
Cellular component (GO): PeBoW complex; preribosome, large subunit precursor
Molecular function (GO): protein binding; ribonucleoprotein complex binding
Source: RefSeq, a predicted model, not a curated record